Molecule: messenger RNA, 5440 nt
Organism: Rattus rattus (black rat)
Lineage: Eukaryota; Metazoa; Chordata; Mammalia; Rodentia; Muridae
Product: zinc finger protein 728-like
Exons: 6
Coding region: 15-4064 (1349 amino acids)
Biological process (GO): negative regulation of transcription by RNA polymerase II
Molecular function (GO): DNA-binding transcription repressor activity, RNA polymerase II-specific
Source: RefSeq, a predicted model, not a curated record
UUUUCCCCAGUGCCAUGUGUUCGAGACUUUUCCCUACUCUUCCUUCGGAUCUUCUGUCAUUCACAGAUGUGGCCAUUGAUUUUUCUGCAGAUGAAUGUGAAUGUCUGGAGCCUGCUCAGUGGAAUUUGUAUAAGGAAGUGAUGCUGGAGAAUUACAGCAACCUUGUGUUCCUGGGUCUUGCUUUUUCUAAGCCAUACCUGGUCACAUUUCUGGAGCAAAGUUCAGAUCCAUGGAACGUGAAGAGAAAAGCAUCAGCGGCCAUCCAUCUAGGAUUGAAACCCCAUAAAUGUAAAGAGUGUGGGAAAGCCUUUGAUAGAAACUCAGUCCUUAUUCAACAUCAAAGAAUUCAUACUGGAGAAAGACCCUACAAAUGUGAUGAAUGUGGCAAAUCUUUUAACUAUUCUUCCAGCCUUAAACAGCACCAAAGGAUUCAUACUGGGGAGAAACCCUACAGAUGUGAUGUGUGUGGCAAAGCUUUUAACUGUUCUUCAUAUCUGGGUAAGCAUCAAAGAAUCCAUACUGGAGAGAAACGCUACAGAUGUGAAGAAUGUGGCAAAGCUUUUACUAAUUGUUCAGGGCUUAUUGUUCACCGAAGAGUUCAUACUGGAGAGAAACCCUACAAAUGUGAAGAGUGUGGUAAGGCCUUUAGUGUUCGUACAACGCUCUCCAAACACCAGAGAAUUCAUACUGGAGAGAAACCUUACAAAUGUGAUGAAUGUGGAAAGACUUUCAAUGUACACUCCACACUUUCUAAACACCAGAGAAUUCACACUGGAGAGAAACCCUACAAAUGUGAAGAAUGUGGCAUGGCCUUUAAUGUUCGCUGCAUUCUUUCUAAGCACCAGCGAACCCAUACUGGAGAAAAACCCUACAAAUGUAAAGAAUGUGGCAAAGCCUUUAACUGUUCUUCCAGCCUUCACCAACACCAACAAAUUCAUAGGGGAGAGAAACUCUAUAAAUGUGAUGACUGUGGGCAGGCCUUUAGCUGUUCCUCAUAUCUGUAUAAGCAUCGUCGAAUCCAUACUGGCAUGAAACCCUACAAAUGCAAAGAAUGUGGCAAGGCCUUUUACUGUUCUGUAAACCUUAUUUACCACCAGAGAGUUCAUACUGGAGAGAAACCAUAUAAAUGUAAUGAGUGUGGGAAAGCCUUUAGCAUUUGCUCAACGUUUAUGAAACACCAGCGAAUACAUAGUGGAGAAAAGCCCUACAAAUGCAAAGAAUGUGAGAAAGCCUUUAAUAAUUGUUAUAAUCUAAUUCAACACCAAAGAAUUCAUACUGGAGAGAAACCCUACAAAUGUAAAGACUGUGGCAAAGCCUUUAAUUAUACUUCAAGUCUUGCUCAACACGAAAGAAUUCACACUGGAGAAAAACCUUACAAAUGUGAAGAAUGUGGCAAGGCUUUCAAUUCUUCUUCAAAUCUUAAACACCAUUGGAGACUCCAUACUGGUGAGAAGCCCUACAAAUGUGAACAAUGUGGGAAAGCCUUUAAAAAUUGUUCAGGCUUUACUCGACACAAAACAAUUCAUACAGUAGAAAAACCUUACAAAUGUGAAGUUUGUGGAAAGGCCUUCUGCAUCCCAUUAUUACUUUCGAAACACAAGAUAAUUCAUACAGGAGAGAAUCCCUAUAAGUGUGAUGUGUGUGGCAAGGCCUUCCAACAUCCUUCAAGACUUUCCAGACAUAAGAAAAUUCAUUCAGGAGACAAACCAUACAAGUGUGAAGUAUGUGGGAAGGCCUUCCACUUUCCAUCGUUACUUUUGGUACACAAGAGAAUUCAUACUGGAGAAAAACCCUACAAGUGUGAAGUAUGUGGCAAGGCCUUCCAUUAUCCAUCAAUACUCUCUAAACACAAGCGAAUUCAUACAGGAGAGAAACCCUACAAGUGUGAAGUAUGUGGCAAGGCCUUCCACAUUUCUUCAUUUCUUUCCAAACACAAAAUAAUUCAUAGAGGAGAAAAACCAUACAAGUGUGAUAUAUGUGGCAAGGCCUUCCAUUAUCCAUCAAGACUUUCCAACCAUAAGAAAAUUCAUUCAGGAGAGAAACCAUACAAGUGUGAGGUAUGUGGAAAGGCCUUCCGUAUUUUAUCACUACUUUCUAAGCACAAGAUAAUACAUACAGAAGAAAAUCCCUACAAGUGUGAAGUAUGUGGCAAGGCUUUCGAUUAUCCAUCAAGACUUUCUACCCAUGCAAAAAUGCAUACAGGAGAGAAACCAUACAAGUGUGAAGUCUGUGGAAAGGCCUUCCGCUCUCUGUCAUCGCUUUCUAAACACAGGAGAAUUCAUACAGGAGAUAAUUACUAUAACAGGGAAGUAUGUGGUAAGGCUUUUAUUUAUCCUUUAAGACUUUCUAAACAUAAGAAAAUUUGUACAGGAGAGAAGCCCUACAAGUGUGAAGUAUGUGGCAAGGCCUUCAAUGAUUCAUUAGUACUUUCUAAACAUAGGGCGAUUCAUACAGGAGAAAAACUUUACAAGUGUGAUGUAUGUGGCAAGGCCUUCUAUUAUCCAUCAAGACUUUCCAAUCAUAGGAAGAUUCAUUCAGGAGAGAAACCAUACCAGUGUGAAGAAUGUGGCAAGGCGUUUUGUUUUCCAUCAUCACUAUCUAAACACAAGAGAAUUCACACAGGAGAGAAACCAUACAAGUGUAAAGAAUGUGGCAAGGCCUUCCGCUCUCUGUCAUCACUUUCUAAACAUAGGAGAAUUCAUACAGGAGAGAAACCCUACAAGUGUGAAGUAUGUGGCAAAGCCUUCCACUACCCAUCGUUACUUUCUAAACACAAAAUAACUCAUACAGAAGAAAAACCCUACAAGUGUGAAGUUUGUGGCCAGGGGUUCCAUGUUCCAUCAAAACUUUCUCAUCACAAGAUAAUUCAUACAGGAGAAAGCCCCUACAAGUGUGAAGUAUGUGGCAAGGCCUUCUGCAUUCCAUUAUUACUUUCUAAACACAAGAUAAGUCAUACAGGAGAGAAUCACUAUAACAGUCAACUAUGUAACAAGGCCUUCAUUUAUCCUUCACGACUUUCUAAACAUAAAAAGAUUCAUACAAGAGUAAAACCAUACAAGUGUGAAGUAUGUGGAAAGGCCUUCCGCUUUCCAUCAUUACUAUUAAUACACAAGGGAAUUCAUACUGGAGAAAAACCCUACAAGUGUGAAGAAUGUGGGAAGGCCUUCUAUUAUCCAUCAUUACUUUCUAAACACAAGAGAGUUCAUACAGGAGAAAAACCAUACCAGUGUGAAAUAUGUGGCAAGGGCUUCCAUGUUUCAUCAUCACUAUCUAAACACAGGAUAAUUCAUACUGGAGAGAAGCCAUUCAAGUGUGAAGUAUGUGAGAAGGCCUUCCGCUUUUCGUCAUCACUAUCUAAACACAAGAGAAUUCAUACAGGAAAGAAACCCUACAAAUGUGAAGAAUGUGGCAAGGCCUUCCAUUUUCCAUCGUUACUUUCUAAACACAAGAUAAGUCAUACUCGAGAAAAACCCUACAAUUGUGACCUAUGUGGCAAGGCCUUCCAUUAUUCAUCAUUACUCUCCAAACACAAGAUGAUUCAUACAGGAGAAAAACCUCACAAGUGUGAUAUUUGUGGCAAGGCCUUCCAUUAUCCUUCAAAACUUUCCAACCAUAAGAAAAUUCAUACAGGAGAGAAACCAUACAAGUGUGAAGUAUGUGGAAAUGUCUUCUGUUUUGCCUCGUCACUUUCUAAACACAAGAGAAUUCACACAGGAGAGAAUCCAUACAAGUGUGAUGUGUGUGGCAAAGCCUUCUAUUACCCAUCAUUACUUUGUCAUCACAAGAUAAUUCAUACAGGAGAAAAACCCUACAAGUGUGAAGUUUGUGGCAAGGCCUUCCAUUAUCCAUCAUUACUUUCUAAACAUAAGAUAAUUCAUACAGGAAAGAAACCCUACAAGUGUGAAGUAUGUGGCAAAGCCUUCCAUUAUCCAUCACGACUUUCCAAACAUAAAAAAAUUCAUGGGGCUGGAGAGAUGGCUCAAGAGUUAAGGGAACUGGCUACUCUUUCAGAGGUCCUGAGUUCAAUUCCCAGCAACCACAUGGUGGCUCACAACCAUGUAUGAUGGAAUCUGUUUCCUCUUAUGCUAUAUAGGUUUUCAUGCCAGUAGAGCACUCAUAUAAAUAAAAUAAAAAAUCAUACAAACCAUAUUAGUGUGAAGCAUUGGAAGCAAUUACUUCCAAUGUCCAGCAUUAUUUUCUAACCUCAAGAGAAGUCAUUCAGAGAAACCCUGCAAGUAUGAAGUAUAUAUCCUGGCCUUCUGUUGUCAAUAAUUACUCUCUGAACACAGAAUUCACACAGCAGAAAAACUUUACAAUUGUUAAGGGCAAGUCAACUCCUUUAGAAUUUGCCAGAUUCUACUCAUUUCAAACCAUACAUAUAUGAGGAAUGUGGAAAAGCAAUCUCUACAAAUAUAUACCAAUGUUUACACAAAUUAACUCACAAUGUGGUGACAUUUACAAAUGCAAAGAACACAUCCAAAUGCUCAACAAAAACAUUAGGGGUCAUCAAGAAAUCCAUUCUGCCUAGAAACCAUACAAAUCUAAAGAAUGUGGCAGAUACUUUAGAAGUUCCAUAGCAUGGUCCCAACUCAGGAUAAUUCCUACUGGAGAGAAACAUUACAAUUGGAUAAUGUGGCCAAAACUAUUACCAGUCUUCUGGUCUUAAGCAACAGUCAAGAAUUUCUCUGUGAGAGAAACCACACAAGUCUGAAGAACAUUCCAAGGUCUUUUUUACUUACUAAGAACUUGUGAAAAACCUCAUAAUUCCACCUAAUAAUUCCACAUGUGAAAAAUGUUGCAAACCCUUGAGUAAACUUUCUUAUAUUUCUCAACACAAGAUAGUUCAAACUGGAGUGAAAUAAUACAAUGUUAAUAUGUUAGCACAUCUACAAACCCUAAAAGUUAUCAGCUUCCUGCUGAAUAGAAACCAUACAAGAUUGACAAAUGUGUUUAAUGGACAACAGAAGAUCUGGUGAUUGUGCUUGGAAGCAUAAGCUGGAAAUGCUGCAGUAUAAAAAAAUACCCUGAUAACAACUAUUCAUCGAUCUCCUGCUUCCUGACUGUGGAUGGAACAUGACUACCUGCUUUAAGCUCCUGUUGUCUUUACUUUCUUACAUGUGUGGUAGUUGGAGUAAGAGUUGACCUAAGGGCUCAGAGAUUUGAAUGCUUAGUCAUCAGGCAGGAAUACUUCUUUAAAAGGAUUAAGCAGUGUGGCACCAUUGGAGUAAGUGUGUCACUGGGGGUUGUAUUUAAGUGUUCAAAAGCUCAAAGCCAGUGUUUCCCUUUUCUUACUGACUAUGGAUCAAAAUGUAAAAUUCUCAGCUACUUCAUCAUAUCUGUCUCCACCAUGUUCCCUAGCAUGCUCCCUACAAUAAUGAUAAUGUUCAAAACUUCUGAAACUGUAAACAAGCCCAAUAAAUGCUUUCUUUCUAAUAGUUAA